This is a messenger RNA of Petromyzon marinus (sea lamprey), 2334 nucleotides long. NCBI's taxonomy places the organism in Eukaryota, Metazoa, Chordata, Hyperoartia, Petromyzontiformes, Petromyzontidae. The record is from RefSeq and is a predicted model, not a curated record.
CGCAAGUAAGAUGGCAGAGCCCCUGGGCCUACCCGCGCUGUCACGCGUGGAGAAGCAGCUUGCCGAGCACUUUGACUCGCGCGACCUCCCCAGCCUGGGCCUCGGCUCCUUCUUGGACAUCCUCCAUCGCAACGCCCAGCUGUUGGAGGAGACUGGGGUUGUGAUCUCUGCCCUGGGUGGAUCUGGAGCCACAGCGGGAAGCUUCUGUCCCAAAGCGCGACGAGCUGCAUGGAGUUCAUCCACCAGUGCGGCAGCCUCGACACCGCAGCGCUGCCGGCCGUGGACUGCGCUGUGGGGCAGCACUACGGCGUGCAUUCCUGCCGCAACCUUGGGCACGGCCCCGUGGCCAACCUGGUAAAACUGGCGCAGAAGGCCAAGCCCGGUGGCAGCAGCGGCGGUGCCCAUCGGUGCGCCGUCUUGUACGAGGAGACGGCGCUGUGUGCUCGCGACUCGAGACAGGACUUCCUGUUGGAACGUGUCACUGUGGGCCUGCAAGGCGACGUAGGGGAGGAGCAGGCCCUGCGCUGCCUGCUCGGCGCGCCUCUGCUGGAGGACUUGGCCACGUGGUCACACUGGGAGCUGCUCUUUGAGCCUCAGCUUGGAGCGCUCAAGAAGUUCAUCGAGAGGGGCUGCUCGGGAAAGGUGGCCCAGCUGCUGGCCAAGAGUGGUUUCUCCGAGCUCCUCGCCCUGGAGGUGAAACCAGGGCUCCUGCUCCGCCUCGACCCCGACCCCUCCCCCGACAAGUUCGACGAGGCCGCCCUCCGCCACGACCCCGUGAUCGUCGCCGGGCAGCUGGUCUCCAUGGUGACAGCCGAUGGACUGGGACAUGCCCCCCUGGCCCUGCUAGCCAAUCGGAUGGAAUCUGUCCUUGCGUCUAUGGCGGUGGGCAGAGGUGCAUGUGCAGAGUCCAGCACGGAGGAUGAGGAGUCGUCGGGCAAGCUGGCCGCGAGGUUCGUCUUGGACUGCCUGUGCCGGAUUCCUCUCCGCUUGUGCAAGGCUCUGGCUCCACAGGUGCUGCUGGAGCCUUGCGGCCGCGCCCUGGGCCAGACGCGCUCCCGUGAGCUCCUGGGGCGCGUCGCCACGGACCCGCGUGACCGCCUCCGCCUGCAGCAGCUGGGUCUGCUGCUCGGCAUCACCGAGUGGAGCCGCGAGCUGCAGCGCCGAAUGCAGGCGGAGCCCCAGGCAGCGCCACGCGCGCCGCUCCGUCCCGUCGCGGUGCGUGCUCCGAACGAGGCAUUCGAACCUGCUGCUGCUGCUACUGCUGCUUCAGACUCUGACCCGACCAAUGGCAGUGAAGAGGAGGAGAGCGGAUCGGUGAAGUCCGAGUCCAAGUCAGAUUCUGAGUCCGAGGAUGAAGAGACCUCCGACUCGUCCGGGGAUGAAGAGGAGGCUUGUCAGAAGUUCGCCCUUGCGCCUUCAACCUACGAGGUGGAGGGGAACAAUGACGAGGCAAAGGAGAAGAAAGACGAGGUGGUGGAGGAGGUCGCCUCGGACGUAGUGGCCGACGCGGACGGAGCAGCCGCGUCCGAGGGUGAGAGGACAGCCGAGACGACAAACGCCGACGGAGACGUGGGGGAGGGGGAGGAGGCGCCACUCGCGGAGGAGAUCCCUCCAACUGUGGAGGAUCCGUGCAGAGCCAUCGUGGAGGACAUCCGGAGGCGCGAGUUUGGGAUCGGCGUCGAGUUGAGCGAGGACGCAACGCAGCUCAUGGAGGUGCAGCAGAGCCGCAUCGGGCGCAGCCUCGAGCGCCUGUCCUCGGAGCUCUACAGCAAAGACACGCACUUCGUCCUAGAGCUCGUGCAGAACGCAGACGACAACAGCUACCCGAGCGGGCCAGACGCGCAGCCGCCGAGCCUCCUCUUCGUGGUGGAGAACGACCGCGUGACGCUGCUUAACAACGAGGUGGGCUUCAGCGAGCGCAACGUGCGCUACAUCUGCGACAUUGGCAAGAGCACCAAGGGCAAGCACAAGUACGGCUAUAUUGGGCAGAAGGGCAUAGGGUUCAAGUCGGUGUUCAAGGUCACGGACAGGCCCGAGAUCCACUCCAACGGCUUCCACCUUCGCUUCGACCGGCGCAGCGGCCCCAUGGGCCUCAUCCUGCCGCACUGGGUGGACGAAGGGCGGGUCGAGGUGGGAGAGGGUGAGGAGGAGGAAGGCGGCCGGCGGCCUCUGGACCUCACUGGGGUGCCUGGCGAGGAGGACAGGUGGGUGGCUGCUGGCGCUGUGGGCACAGGGAAAAAAGGGUGACAUGACAUGCUUCCCUAACGUUUGCAAAGUACCCUGGGGAAGUUUUAUAGCGACCGUCCCUGGCGACAAGGUUUGUUGACCUCUGUA